This is a messenger RNA of Alternaria conjuncta, 714 nucleotides long. RefSeq lists its product as uncharacterized. The record is from RefSeq and is a predicted model, not a curated record. The transcript is spliced from 3 exons. Lineage: Eukaryota; Fungi; Ascomycota; Dothideomycetes; Pleosporales; Pleosporaceae. The coding region runs from base 1 to 714 and encodes 237 amino acids.
AUGUCAGCUUCUCACAUCCUACCUACACUAACCCAACUCAAGUUCGAGAAGAUUUUGGUCCUCAACCUGCCCUCCCGUACCGAUCGUCGCGAUGCAAUGAGUCUUGCAGCAGCAAUUUCCAACAUCAAGCUCGAAUUUGUCGAAGGCGUAACAGGGGAGAGUAUCAAAAACAAGGCAUAUCCUCUACCAGAAGAGAACAGAAAGCUUUCAGCCGGCAUUCGAGGAAGUUGGAGAACACAUAUGAACGCCCUACAACAAAUAGUCAAUCAAAACCUAACCACAGCCCUCAUCCUCGAAGACGACGUAGAUUGGGACACACGCAUACGUCAAAACCUACAACGCUUCGCCCUCGCCUCCCGCUUCCUAUCCUCAAACCACACGUCCAUCCCCCUCUCCAAACUGCAAGCCCACCGAAACACCGAAACAACACAUACCGCCCUCCAAAUCAUCGACACAACCAACCUCGCCAAAAAGCUCAUCUCCCUCCCUCUAUCAUUCCUCCCACGCCAAUCCCACCUUACCCACACCUCAUCACCACCAUCACCCUACGGCGACCCCACAAAAUGGGACAUACUCUGGCUCGGCCACUGCGGAACCGGCAUGCCUCGUGCAGCCCACGGUCAAAAAUCCCAAGUCUACGACCACGCAGUCCACCGCUGGAUAACCCUAACGCACACCAACGACGCCACGCCCAUCCUUUCCAAGGCGAACUAG